CUCCUCUUUACGUCCUGUCCAAUGGCAAGCUGCCCAUGUGGGCCAAGAGACUGCUGGGCGAAGCAGACCAUUCAGAGAGCACCGCCUUCCACUCCCGGGUCAGCUACCAGCCGCAGGGCCGUUGGGCUGAGCGAGCCGACAAGGAGCCCAUCAAAGCCAUCCUGGAGGCCGACUUGAGCUACUUCACCCCGAUUCAGAACCGCAGCACAGCCGAGGCCGACCAGGAGCAGCCGAGUCUGGACCGGCUGGUUUUGGAGACAGAGGAUUCUCCCGGCGACAUAACCGAAGGCUUCAAGCCACCGACUCUGUCUUCGGACGAGGACACCGCUCAGGAGCUGGAGGACAGUGGGACCCCCCUCUACGUGUCCCAAGCAGGCGGCAGCUCCUCCUUCGGGGAGAGGUCAGUCCCCCAGCCUCUCUUUCAGGAAGAAGCCCUGAGCCCCAGAGACAAGGCGCCUGAGGUAAUCCGCUCUGGGGCUCCCUUGGAUGCUGAUCUACCUGUCUCUGGGGACCAGCACGAAGAGCCUGAUGCCGAGGUGGCCCACCUGGAGGAGAACUUCUCUCAGAACGGGUCGCUGCCCCAGACACCGGAGCCAGAGAGAUACCUCAAGAACCACUUUGAAACGCUGGCUGGUGACCCCCUUGAAGAGACGUUUGACGGUUGCAUCAGAGACCAGCAGUCAUUUGGAGAGAGUGAGGAUGGAGGGAGCCCGCUUCUGAAUCCCCGCCUGAGCAUCUCCGCCAGGUUUCUCUCACGCGCUCAGAAGAACUGCAGAUUUGCAGCGGCGUUUUUCCCAAGAGUCUGCCCGCUGGUGCAGGCAGCCACUGCUGAACACCCCUCAGAGGAGUGCGUACCACUCAGCGAUUUCACGAAAUUCAAG
This is a messenger RNA of Pseudonaja textilis, 881 nucleotides long. Lineage: Eukaryota; Metazoa; Chordata; Lepidosauria; Squamata; Elapidae. The record is from RefSeq and is a predicted model, not a curated record.